Molecule: messenger RNA, 609 nt
Organism: Aureobasidium pullulans EXF-150
Lineage: Eukaryota; Fungi; Ascomycota; Dothideomycetes; Dothideales; Saccotheciaceae
Exons: 1
Coding region: 61-492 (143 amino acids)
Source: RefSeq, a predicted model, not a curated record
UAGCCUCGAACCAAAAACACGACCGCAACCUAUUUUACCUUGAUUUUGUCAGCCCAAAUCAUGUGGUUUUGGGGCCCAGCCUUUACAAUCUCCGUCAAGAUGUUCUUGCUGAGUGUCUUUCGUCCUUCGAUCACUUUGUUUCUGCCCCAGCGGGCACUGAUACGGCCACUCUUGGCCGUGUGCGGUUGCCACUUGAUUUGCAGGCCCGAGCACCACUCGAAAUCUGCUGCUUCCCAUAGUCCUUCGGUCGUGAAGAUGUCUAGGCCAACACUGGCCAUGGGCUUCAUCAAGUCAGACAGUCUGAGCAUAAAGACCUUGCCGAUGUCGCCUCUGGUGUGGCCAAUCACCAGGAAAGAUGCAGUGGUUCUCUGUGAUCUUUUUGUUGGACGAGCCAGGCCUGAUCUUGUUGUCGGCCUCAAGGGCCAGGAUGAGAAUGCCGUCAUGGUGCCAAGUGUGAUGCACCGUAAUACCCGGAACACCUUGCUAGUGUAGUCUUACAACAUUGGCGAUGUUGCGAGUAUUACAGUCUAGCUCGUUAAUUAAGUAGCUCUCGUCCGCGGGGCCGUCGUGUGUAUGCGAGAGCCUUAUGCGAGGUAUCUAGAAGAGAAG